AUGCCAUUGUUCACAUGCUGCAUUCGCUAUGGUGGGAUAGGAAUUCAGUUUUCUUCUAAUAGCAUCACCAUACAUGUUGUUCAGGUGCGUGUUCACUCCUUGAUUGGUAUGAGUGGUUUCUUGUCCACUGGUAAGUGUAUUGACUCAGAUGCUCCGCUAUAUGACUUGUUCUUUGUUUCUCAUCAUAAUCGUCAAAUUAGAGAGGUGGUCUUGGUGUUUUGGAAGGCUCCCUCGGUUCCUUUGUUAAAGGUUAACACCGACGGCUUUGUCAUUGGUAAUCAUGGUGCUUGUGGCGGAUUGUUUCGGGAUCAUUUAGGUACUUUCCUUCAUGCCUUUACCUGUAAUUUGGGUAGUUGCUCUAUUUUUACGGCUGAAGUGCAUGAUUUUAUUCGGGAUAUGGAGUAUGCUGCCCAUAAUGGUGGACGAACAUAUGUCGUUGGGUAUAAUGGAUGUUCUCUUGGAAUUCAGGUUAUUUCCUCUUAUAUUUUCCGUAAAGGUAAUUGUUGUGCUGAUAGGUUGGCUUCUAUGGGUCACUCGGUUGAUGGGGAUGUGUGGUUGUUAGUUUUACCUCCUGAUUUACAGGCGGAGUUUUAUUCGGACCGUUGUGUUCUACCUCGGUAUAGGUUUCCGUAG
Molecule: messenger RNA, 633 nt
Organism: Medicago truncatula (barrel medic)
Lineage: Eukaryota; Viridiplantae; Streptophyta; Magnoliopsida; Fabales; Fabaceae
Exons: 2
Coding region: 1-633 (210 amino acids)
Source: RefSeq, a predicted model, not a curated record